AUGAAGGCUUUCACAAUGCUUUCGAAGGGAGGAAGGUCAGCUAAAUUUAUUUGGGGGCCAGAACAACAAAUUGCGUUCAACGAGAUGAAGAAAGUUAUGUCCAGCCCUCUGAUCUUAGUGUCACCGAAAAAAUGCAGGCCUUUGAAGCUUUAUGUCGCAGCGUCCGAGGAGACAAUUGGCAGUUUGAUGGCGCAAGAUGACGAUGAAGACAAAGAAAGAGUGAUAUACUACUUGAGCAAAACAUUGAACGAUGCGGAAGGGAGGUAUUCUACUAUAGAAAAAUUGUGCUAUUCGUUGUACUACGCAUGUACAAAACACAAGUAUUAUCUUGUUCCGCAUGAUGUUUAUGUCUUUUGCAAAGUCGAUUUAAUUAAGUAUAUGCUGAAUCGCCCUGUUCUUAAGGGUCGUCUUGUGAAAUGGUUUGUUCGAUUAAUGCCUUUUGAGUUGAAAUAUAUGUCUUUGAAGACCGUCAAAGAACAGGACAUUGCUGACUUUCUUGCUGAGCACUCGAUUUCUAAAUCAAUAGAAGGGAUUGGCGUCGUGAUAUUUAGCCCUUGUGGCGAAGUUUGGAGGCAUUUCCUUCGACUUCAACAAGCAAGCACGAAUAAUCAAGCUAAAUAUGAGGCUUUCAUUUUUGGACUGCAUAUGUUGGCGAUUCAUGAGGCACGACAGGAUGAGGCGCGAACUUUGUUACGUGAGUUUGAUGAUAUCGUUAUGUCACGUGUUAAGGCGAGAUGGGAGAAGAUCGUGUUGCAUAUGCUCGGGGCUGCCAAGCUUGUCAAAUGCAUGGACCAAUUCGUCAAGUGCCAGCUGAGGAGUUACAUCCCAUUAUUAAGCUAUGAUCUUUUAGAGGAUGCCGUGUUGCCAGUAGAGAUCGGGGUUCCUUCUUUGCAGGUCGCUCAACAGCAUGGAUUGAGCAUCAAAAAUUAUCAUUGGGCAUUGUACGAUGAGCUCGAUCAAGCAGAAGAGGAGAGAUGGACUGCUUUUAAAAAAUAUUCGGGCACAUAA
Andrographis paniculata is the source of this 1008-nucleotide messenger RNA. RefSeq lists its product as uncharacterized. Gene Ontology annotation, molecular function: nucleic acid binding. NCBI's taxonomy places the organism in Eukaryota, Viridiplantae, Streptophyta, Magnoliopsida, Lamiales, Acanthaceae. The record is from RefSeq and is a predicted model, not a curated record. The coding region runs from base 1 to 1008 and encodes 335 amino acids. The transcript is spliced from 5 exons.